Prorocentrum cordatum is the source of this 1215-nucleotide messenger RNA. Lineage: Eukaryota; Dinophyceae; Prorocentrales; Prorocentraceae. The record is from the annotation of a GenBank genome assembly.
GGCUCAAGCCCUAGUUUGAUUUGGAUGUACUCCCAGGCGCCGCGUUAGCUAAUUACCGCGUGAGAAGUGAUGGGCGCAAAGACCAAAAAGAAGACGAGGAAAUUUCAAGUCACACAAGCAAAGAAGAGGAUAAGUCCAAACGAUGCGCGGUUGAAGCAGGCGCCCGUGAAGAAGGUGAAGAAGGACAAGCUGAAGGAGCCGCAGGUGCGCGAGGUGGCCAAAGCCAAUUCGUCCUUGUUCUUCCAGUACAACACGAACCUGCGGCCGCCGUACCAGUUGCUCCUUGAUACGAAUUUCCUGAGGAUGUCCAUCCAGAUGAAGCUGGACGUCUUGAAGGCAUCCAUGGACUGCCUGUUGGCAAAGUGCAUCCCCUGCCUGACAGACUGCGUCAUGGGGGAGCUGGAGAAGAUGGGGAGGAGGCACAGAUUGGCGCUGAGACUAGCUAAAGAUCCUCGCUUUACUCGUCUGACUUGUCAGCACAAGGGUACCUAUGCAGACGAUUGCUUGUGCGACCGCGUGGUGCAACACAAGUGCUACAUCGUCUGCACGAACGACAAGGAUCUCAAGAGAAGGAUCCGGAAGGUGCCCGGCAUCCCCAUUAUGUCCGUGGCCAGAGGUGGGUACAAGAUCGAGCGCAUACCCGAUCACAUCGCCAGCGUGCCGCUGAAGUCGAACCGUGGCAUCGACAAGUAGCGGCGUGGGCAGCACCGUCGCUCUCUCCAGGCCUGCCGCUGCGGUGCGCCGCUGGACGGGGCCGCCUGGAGCGCAGGCCCGGGCCCCGCGGCGGCGCCCGCCGCGGCCGCGGCGCGAAAGCCGCCGCCGCCGGCGGGGGGCGCCUGCCCCGUGCGUGCCCUGGGCUUUAUUGAAAGAUGCCCCUGGUGAGCAGCGCAGGGUAUCGGAACUAAAUUGUUAGUGGGUGCCAAUCAUAAGUUGUUUGGCACUGGGCUUGUGCAGUACAUGCUCCAUCGCGCUGACAGCUACCCCCUCUGAGGGGUCGGAUCGGUCAGGCGAAACCGCACUCUGGAGAGAAAGGUCGGCACCCGUGCAUGCGCUCUUUGUUCAGCUCUCGCGCAAGUGCUCCGAUCCCCUCGCAGCGCCCACAGCGAAUGGAGCAGCCCAGAGCUGGUUUGCUUUUAUCUGUCUAGACCAACGCUUUGCUUCCAUUCAAGCUUACAGUGGUUGUCUGCAUCCAGUGCUUUCGAAGUCCCCCUACAA